AUGGAGAUUAUUAGCUGUAUCCCAGUACACUAUGACAAUGAAGAAGAGACAGAGGAGGGAAUUGGGCUAGCCAAGGCCACAAUCGACUCAUUACCAGAUUCAAUAGAGGAUCUCCGGAACUUGACGAUAAAUGACUUUAUAAUAUGUGAAGGCAGUGACGUUCAUCAUAGAAAAUCUAUUACUAUUGACUUACUUCAUAUUUUUGAAAUGGAAGAGAAAAAUGACCAAAAAAUCAGAAUGGCUGUUUGGUAUGAGUGGAUCAAAUUAAUCACAGCUCAUAGGGUAUGUUUUGUUGAGUUAGAGGAUAGCGUGAAUUUUACCAGGUGGGUUUGUAGGAUAUCAGAUGAAGGAUGGAAACUGUAUAUGCAGUUAGAAUCCGGUGGUUUAAUAAAACAGAUUGCACAAUUGGAUCUGUAUGUAUUGGAAAAUACAGAAGUUGAUUUAUUUCAAAUGGCAAAGACAUUAUUCAACAUGAACUGUAAUUCAAAUGAUCUUCUAUAUAAAGCACAGACAAAUUAUCAUGCCAUCCAGGAGGAAGUGGAUAGUUUGAAGCAAGAACGAGCUCUUGUGGACAAAGUCUUAGAGGAACGAGAUAACAAGACAAGAACGAUAGUGGUGGGUCUAUUAAAUGAAAAGAAGAAGAAAAUAGCAGAGCUACGUAAAAGACUUCUAAAGGCAUUACCUGAUAUGCCGGAGAGCGAUAUAUCAGACUCAGAAAUUAUCAACAAACAUAUAACAAAUCCUGUAUCAUCACUUAAUUCUCCAGGGAAAAAAGGUAGAAAAGCUAAAUUAAAGAAAAUAGGUUCUAUUAAGAAGCCAGAUAUUAAGAGAAAGAAGUUGAAGCCUUCAAAAUUGGUGCAGAAACCAAAAGCUGAACAUAGCGAUUUUGAUGAUUUCCAAUUUUAUGGUAUAUCAAGAAGAACUCCAGAAAAGGCUGACAAUAUGGAUGAUGAUGUUAAAUUGGAGGACCCAGAAACCGCAGGCCAUGGUAGCAUUGCGAGUAGGGUAAAACCUCGUAUCAAUCUGUCUCAAAAGAUCAAACAAGAAGAAUCAGUUGGUUUAGAAGACGUGCCAUCAGAUGAACAUUCCUUGAUAGAAAGCACGGCCUCUCCGAACCAAAAUACUAAAAACGUUUUGGUGAAAGACGACGAACCAGUGGAACCUCUCACUAAAGUAGAUCACGAAAGUAAUGAUGGCACAGAUACUUCAAUUGGCACUAUUAAGGAUGACGAAGGUGAAAAUGAAAGUGAAAGUGAGACUGAUACCGAUAUAUGA
Naumovozyma castellii is the source of this 1275-nucleotide messenger RNA. It is a transcript of the gene LIF1, whose product is annotated as Lif1p. NCBI's taxonomy places the organism in Eukaryota, Fungi, Ascomycota, Saccharomycetes, Saccharomycetales, Saccharomycetaceae. The record is from RefSeq and is a predicted model, not a curated record. Bases 1 to 1275 code for a protein of 424 amino acids. The transcript has a single exon.